Sarcophilus harrisii (Tasmanian devil) is the source of this 957-nucleotide messenger RNA. The record is from the annotation of a RefSeq genome assembly. Lineage: Eukaryota; Metazoa; Chordata; Mammalia; Dasyuromorphia; Dasyuridae.
AUGUUUACAAUCAACCUUCUACUUUAUAUUAUCCCAAUUCUUCUAGCAGUCGCUUUCCUCACACUUAUUGAACGAAAAGUACUAGGUUAUAUACAAUUCCGAAAAGGCCCUAACAUCGUAGGACCUUAUGGCCUCUUUCAACCAUUCGCAGAUGCAGUAAAACUAUUUACUAAAGAACCACUCCACCCACUAACCUCAUCUACCUCAAUAUUUAUUAUCGCCCCCAUCCUAGCCCUCUCCAUCGCUUUAACAAUCUGAACUCCAUUACCCAUACCUAACACCCUACUAGACCUAAAUCUAGGACUUAUUUUUAUCCUCUCUCUAUCAGGCCUAUCAGUCUAUUCUAUCCUAUGGUCAGGAUGAGCUUCCAACUCAAAAUAUGCCUUAAUUGGAGCAUUACGAGCAGUAGCACAGACUAUCUCGUAUGAAGUCUCCCUGGCUAUUAUUCUCCUAUCUAUUAUAUUAAUCAACGGAUCCUUCACAUUAAAAACAAUAUCAGUCACCCAAGAAAACUUCUGACUUAUCAUUACAACAUGACCUCUAGCUAUAAUAUGAUAUAUCUCUACACUAGCAGAAACAAAUCGAGCACCAUUUGAUUUAACUGAAGGAGAAUCCGAACUAGUAUCUGGUUUUAAUGUAGAAUACGCCGCCGGCCCCUUCGCUAUAUUCUUUCUAGCAGAAUAUGCAAAUAUUAUUGCCAUAAACGCAAUUACAACUAUUCUAUUUCUAGGACCAUCCCUCAUACCUAAUUUAUCUCACCUAAACACAAUAUCAUUCAUAACAAAAACACUCCUUCUCACUAUAACCUUUUUAUGAGUGCGAGCAUCAUACCCUCGAUUCCGCUAUGAUCAACUAAUACAUCUACUAUGAAAAAAUUUCCUACCAAUAACUCUAGCAAUAUGCCUAUGAUUUAUCUCACUACCUAUUGCUCUAUCCUGCAUUCCACCACAAAUAUAG